Molecule: messenger RNA, 363 nt
Organism: Aspergillus mulundensis
Lineage: Eukaryota; Fungi; Ascomycota; Eurotiomycetes; Eurotiales; Aspergillaceae
Exons: 2
Coding region: 1-363 (120 amino acids)
Source: RefSeq, a predicted model, not a curated record
AUGUCUUUCCUCGCCCGCGCCACUCGUCCCGCUCGUCUCCCCCUCACAUCCUCCCGCCUACUGAGCACAACGGCCGUCCGCUCGCAAGGCCCCAUCGACGCCACAAAGUCCACGCUCAAGAAGGCCGACCGCAAGGUCUCCGAUGCCGCCGUGAAGGGAAUUGAGACUGGCGAGGCCGCCGCAAGCAAGAUCAAGGAGACCGUUGGCUCCGGCCAGGCGCAGAAGGAGGCUAAGGAGAAGGCUGGCGAGUUGAAGGGGGACGCUGCUGAGCUUGCUGGCAAGGCUAAGGGGAAGGGCCAGGAGGUUGCUGGUGAGGCGAAGGGGAAGGCUAAGGAGGUUGCUGGGGAGUUCAAGUCCUCAUAG